This is a messenger RNA of Lycium barbarum (goji berry), 733 nucleotides long. RefSeq names its product inactive protein RESTRICTED TEV MOVEMENT 1-like. NCBI's taxonomy places the organism in Eukaryota, Viridiplantae, Streptophyta, Magnoliopsida, Solanales, Solanaceae. The transcript is spliced from 2 exons. The coding region runs from base 83 to 655 and encodes 190 amino acids. The record is from RefSeq and is a predicted model, not a curated record.
GGAAAAAUAUAUUGUCUUGUCUUUAUUUGUUUUUUUACUCUACAAUUUUUUUCUCUCUUCAGUAAAUUAAUCUUGUACUAAAAUGCAAGAUAUGGGGUUCAAAAUUGAAACUGUGACAAGUACUAAAUUGAAAGGAACAACAUGGGAUGAUGUUGAUCUUGGUGAUGUUGCAAUGAUUUUUAUUUCGUAUGGAAGAACAGCAGUUAGCAAUCUCCAAUUUUUAUAUGUCAAGGAUGGAAAAUUUUCUCUAUCAGGGAGACAUGGUGAUCUUAUAGAACAUCUGGAAAUUAACUUGCAGAUCAAGCUGGAUUAUCCCUAUGAAUAUCUGAUUGGAGUAAAUGGUCGUCAUAGUCUCGGAAUUGGAGCUGAUAUAAUUUUGAAAUCAAUUACAUUUGUGACCAACAAAAAAUCAUAUGGACCAUUUCCAAAAAUGAAAUCUACUUAUAUGGCAACAGAAGACACAGAAUUCAAUAUAAAUGUACUGGAUCAUGGUUGGCUCAACGGAUUUCAUGGCACAACUCGUGGUGGUCAACUUGAAAGCUUUGGAGUUUACAUCAAACCAAUGCCAAUUAUUACACCUCCAAAGAAAGACAUUGAUUCUGAUACAAUUGAUGUAAUUGAUGGUGAGUGUACAAAUUGUAAAAAUACCUACUAGUUUAAUUUUAUACCCAAAGUUACAUGUGUACUUUUAAUAUAAAUAUUAUAAACAUCAAUGAAGAUUCACGAGGAAAAA